This is a messenger RNA of Cylicostephanus goldi, 246 nucleotides long. Lineage: Eukaryota; Metazoa; Nematoda; Chromadorea; Rhabditida; Strongylidae. The record is from the annotation of a GenBank genome assembly.
AUGCAAAGCCGCAAAGAGUCGCGCUUCUGUCAAGCUGUCGACUGGUCGCCCACCGUACCUCUGCUGACGCUGGCUGAUGCCGUUAACGGUAUCAUUGCCUGCCUGCCAUAUCCUACUCCCACUGGUAUACCUUAUUUGGUCUAUAUUCCUAUAUUCCUUUGUGCACCCCAUUUCUGCCAUAAGGAUAAACCAAUGAGUACUAAUCGGUGUUCGUGUUCUUGUCAGCCACCUGACCGCUACCACUAG